GGCUUGGGUCAAUGAGUUCACAUCAUGGAACCCAGAUGACUUCUGUGGAGUCACUUUUUGUGCAGUUAAAAAGGACAUGGUUUGGAUUCCAGACAUCAGCAUCACUGAAAGCAUCAAGACUGAGUUCGCAACAGUGGAGAAUCAGUAUGUCCAGCUGAUGAAUGGAGGCAUUGUUGUGACGACUAACACUUUUGCUGUGACCACGGCCUGCAAGAUGAACGUGCACCAGUUUCCCUUCGAUGUCCAAAGCUGCACUUUUACCCUUCAGUCUCCGAUCCAUUCAAACAACGAGCUCGUAAUCAACCCCAUCUCUGAUUCUUCAUUCCUGACCCUCAGCUCCAAGAAAGCCUUUCAGACUCAAGGAGAAUGGGAACUCCUUAGUAUAAAUACAUCUAAAGCCAAUGUCACUACUCUAGCACGGCCACAGGAUCAGCUGAUAUAUAAGAUCACCAUGAAGAGGAGACCACUGCUGUAUGUCAUUAACUUCCUAAUGCCAGUACUUUACUUUCUUAUUCUGGAUUUGGCCUCCUUCUUCAUCGAUUCAACUGGAGGAGAGAAGCUGGGUUUUAAAGUAACUCUGCUUCUGGCUAUUUCUGUGUUACUGCUGCUUCUCCAAGACAUGCUGCCCUCUACUGCCAAUGAUAUUCCCCUGAUUGGGGUUUAUUGCGUGGUCAUCUUCACUCUGAUGGGCAUUAGUGUUCUGGAGACCGUUCUUGUGAAUUUUCUGAUUGCUAAAGGAAAUCGGACCAUUUCAGUUAAACCAAUGGGAAUCUCACCUUCUCUUCCUGAUGCUGUAAAGGACGCUAAGAGCCCUCCAGACUCAGAAACAGACAGGCAUGAAGAGCGGCUGCAUGCUCUUGAUCUUCUGAAGGCUGCAGCUGCUCAUCAAAACCAACAAGAGAGGAAAUGCCUGAGCUGGACCAGAGUGGCAACAGUAGUAGAUGUGAUCUUUAACUUUCUGUAUGUAACCACAGUUAUUGUGUUUCUGAUAAAGCUCUUUAAAGCUUGGUUCCCAUGAGUGAAUGUCCCUUUUAAAGGCAAGCCCUGUACAAGAGAUGGAAAUACUUCUUCUGCAUGACUCAACAGAUCAGCCAGAGGUGGUUUUCCGUUGUAGUUUAUGCACAUUAAACUGAA
Messenger RNA from Carassius carassius (crucian carp), 1134 nucleotides. RefSeq names its product 5-hydroxytryptamine receptor 3C-like. The record is from RefSeq and is a predicted model, not a curated record. Bases 77 to 1018 code for a protein of 313 amino acids. Gene Ontology annotation, molecular function: neurotransmitter receptor activity; extracellular ligand-gated monoatomic ion channel activity; transmembrane signaling receptor activity. The transcript is spliced from 6 exons. NCBI's taxonomy places the organism in Eukaryota, Metazoa, Chordata, Actinopteri, Cypriniformes, Cyprinidae. Gene Ontology annotation, biological process: chemical synaptic transmission; regulation of membrane potential; nervous system process. Gene Ontology annotation, cellular component: membrane; synapse; neuron projection.